Callorhinchus milii (elephant shark) is the source of this 882-nucleotide messenger RNA. Its product is annotated as antifreeze protein Maxi-like. The record is from RefSeq and is a predicted model, not a curated record. NCBI's taxonomy places the organism in Eukaryota, Metazoa, Chordata, Chondrichthyes, Chimaeriformes, Callorhinchidae. The transcript has a single exon. The annotation marks the transcript as partial.
GGAGGUGGAGGUGGUGGUGGUGGUGGUGGAGGUGGAGCCGCACAGGCGGCCCCGCCGCCGGUCACCAAGAAGAAGAGCGCGUACCGUCAGCAGAAGAUGGGCGCCGAGCACGUGAUGGAAGCGGUGACGGCCGCGAAGGAGCGGCAAGGGGCGGGUUUGGGAGCCGCCGCCAAGAAGAGCGCAGUAACGGCUUCGGUGUCCGAGGGGGAGAAGAGCCGAGGAGAGGGAGGAGGCGGCGGCGGCGGAGGAGGAGGAAGGACCGUGACGAAGGCCAUACCGGGCCGCGGAUUGAUGACACAACCGACGGCUGCGGGAGGAGGAGGAGGAGGCAGCGCCGUCGCGGUGACCGUCGCGGCAUCAGCCUCGCAAACGGCUCCCAAACCCCAGGCGCCGGAGGGGAUCGAGGUCAAGGAAACCGCCGGUACCGCCGCCGUCGUCUCCGCCGCCGCCACCGCCGCUUUGGUGACGGGAGGCGCCACCGCCACGAUGGCCGGCAAGAAGCGGGCGGCGGCGGUGAAGAAACCCGCCGUCAAGAAGAAGAAGCCGAAACAGGCGCCGGGGAAGGCGGCGGCGGCGGCGCACAGGAACGCCAAGAAGCUGAAGGCGGCCAAGAAAGCGGCGGGAGUCGCGGUCUCGGCCGAUGCCGCCGCCGCCGCUGCAGCUGCUUCGGCCGCGGCGGCGACUGCUAACCGGAGCCCCAAGAAGGGCAGAGCGACGGCGGUCCGGGCCAAGAAGGCGGGAGCCAGGCGGCAGGUGGCGAGCAAGUCGGUGGGGCGUAAGGGGAGGGCGCCCCGGAGGCGCUGAUGACAAAGAGGAGAACGGUCACAAUUAAUUAAUAUAAAGUGAAAUUAAAAUGAAUUAUUUUCACUUCUUUCCCCUCUU